GACAGCAGCGUCUCCACCGGCGGUGAAUUAACGCGUUUGCGGGCGGAGGCGGUGAGCGCGCUGCGGGGCUGAAGAAAACGAGCGGUCCACCAUUGUCUGCAGAGGAAUAAGAAUAUGGCCUGGAUGUGGAAGAGGAAGUCGCUGAUCGCCACCAGUCUGAUCGUGGCCGUCUCGCUCUUCGUGGUCGUGGUGAACUACUCGGAGAAGCCCUACUUCCUCCUGCAGCCGGUGUUCGGCCAGACGUUCAGCAGCCACUGGAUGUUCUCCAAGCAGCCGUACAAGGCCUUCAAACCUCACCUGGGCUACGUCAGCAUCCCCAAACAGGAGCCCCUGAAGCUCCACUGUGAGCUGUGCAGCAUCGUGUCCAGCUCCGGCCAGAUGCUCGGCCAGGCCGCCGGCCCGCAGAUCGACCGCUCGCCCUGCAUCUGGCGGAUGAACAACGCGCCGACGCGGGGAUUCGAGCGCGACGUGGGCCACCGGACCACUCUGAGGGUGGUGUCGCACACCAGCGUCCCCCUGCUGCUGCAGAAGCCCCAGUACUUCUUCGGCCAGGGCAACGACACCGUGUACGUGGUGUGGGGGCCUCUGCGAAACAUGAGGAAGGACGGGAAGGGCAUCGUGUACAACAUGCUGCGACAGGCGUCCGAAAACUACCCCAAUGCUCGCAUCUACGUCACCACGGAGGACCGGAUGAACUACUGCGACAUGGUCUUCAAGAAGGAGACGGGAAAAGACAGGAUCCAGUCCGGCUCGUACCUCAGCACCGGCUGGUUCACGCUCAUCCUCGCCAUGGACAUGUGCAAAGAGAUCCAUAUCUACGGCAUGAUAAAUGACACCUACUGCAAGACAGAGGGCAACAAAAAGGUUCCCUACCACUACUACGAGGCAGGCAGCCGGGACGAGUGUGCAGAGUACCUCCUCCAUGAGAGCGCCCCCUAUGGGGGACACCGCUUCAUCACCGAGAAGUCCGUUUUCUCCAAGUGGGCCAAGACUCACGCCAUUAAGUUCUUCAAUCCGCCCUGGCAGCUGUCGUGACCCUGGCUGAACCAGCGUGGAAAUAUCAUCAUCUAUCAUCGACAUGUGGAGACCAAGUGAAUCUCUGCAGUGACACUUUCAAACACAAGCAUCCAUUUUAGCACAAAUUUCAUUCCAUGAGGGUUGUUGGUCAAGUCCUGGUUGGUCACAGGUGGAGCCUCAGGAUUUAGGCUCCUGAAUUGGACAAAUUAACAUGAAGGUUUGACCAACCCAGACAGCACUGACAUAUCUCCUGCUUCUUGAAUAUAAAGUCUCGUUCUUCUGAUUUUCAGAACUGAAGAAUGUGCACGACUCGCUGCUCUGCACUGACUAAUUGAUCCAUUCGCUGCUCUGUGAGUCUAGCAAAGGAUGGCUUGAACUUAAAAAAAAAAGAAGAAACAAGCGUCCGUCAGCUCGCAGUGACCUCGGCCGCUGACAUGUCCGCAGGCUCUAGACAUCACAGAGGCUGAAUUUACAUUUUUCUUUCCAGGGCUGUAGCUGAAAACGAGCUCAGCGACUGCGGAGACGAUUUGCGACGACGAGGACGUCUGACGAGCUCGUCUACUCCGUUUCCUCCGAGCGUCUGUCUUCUGUCAGGCUGUAAUUAAUCUGUAACGAGUAUCAUUCAGGCCUUCAUCUCUGACAGAGG
Stegastes partitus (bicolor damselfish) is the source of this 1663-nucleotide messenger RNA. It is a transcript of the gene st6galnac3, whose product is annotated as ST6 (alpha-N-acetyl-neuraminyl-2,3-beta-galactosyl-1,3)-N-acetylgalactosaminide alpha-2,6-sialyltransferase 3. The record is from RefSeq and is a predicted model, not a curated record. Gene Ontology annotation, biological process: oligosaccharide metabolic process; ganglioside biosynthetic process. NCBI's taxonomy places the organism in Eukaryota, Metazoa, Chordata, Actinopteri, Pomacentridae. The transcript has 5 exons. Gene Ontology annotation, molecular function: alpha-N-acetylgalactosaminide alpha-2,6-sialyltransferase activity. The coding region runs from base 115 to 1035 and encodes 306 amino acids.